CUCCGCCUCUUGCAACUGCUCUCCACCUGUGUGGCCUUCUCCCUGGUGGCCAGCAUGGGCACCUGGAUGGGGGCCGUAAGUAACUGGUCCAUGUUCAUCUGGUGCUUCUGCUCCACCAUGACCAUCUUCAUCCUCAUAGUUGAAUUAUGUGGGCUCCAGUCUCACUUCCCCUUCUCCUGGUUCAACUUUCUCAUCACCUACACCUGCUAUGCUGCCCUCUUCUGCAUCUCGGCCUCCAUCAUUUACCUCACCUCUUACAUCUGGUUCUUCCCUCCUGGCCGCUCCCAGGAUCAUGCUAUUGCAGCCACUGCAUUCUCCUGCAUCGCUUCACUGGCUUAUGCCAUGGAAGUGGCCUGGGCCUGGACCUGGAUCUGGCUGGGUUUAAUCACCGGCUACAUGGCCACGGUGCCAGGCCUGUUCAAGGGGCUGGAGAUUUUCAUGGCCUGUGUCAUCUUCGCCUUCAUCAGCAGCCCCCUCCUGUACCAGCACCAGCCGGCCCUGGUGUGGUGCGUGGCCGUGUAUGCCAUCUGUUUCCUUCUGGCUGUCAUGGCCCUCCUGCUGAACUGGUGUAACUGGGACAACAGCCUGCCCAUCCCCUUCCCCAUUUUCCAGCUGGGGCUCACCCUGCUCUCCGUCCUCCUCUACGCCAGCGCACUGGUGCUCUGGCCUCUCUACCAGUUUGAUGAGAAGGUGGACAGCCAGCCCCAGAAGUCUAGGGAUAUGAGCUGCAGUGAAGGGCUCACCUACUACUUGUGCACCUGGGACCAAAGACUGGCUGUGGCCAUCCUGACAGCCACCAACCUGCUGCUCUAUGUGGUUGACCUGGUGUCCUUGACCUGCAUGGUUUUUGGAGGAACUAAAGAUCAGCCCAGGGGCUCCUGA
Phacochoerus africanus (Common warthog) is the source of this 882-nucleotide messenger RNA. RefSeq names its product myeloid-associated differentiation marker-like. Gene Ontology annotation, cellular component: cell-cell junction; plasma membrane. The coding region runs from base 55 to 882 and encodes 275 amino acids. The transcript has a single exon. The record is from RefSeq and is a predicted model, not a curated record. Lineage: Eukaryota; Metazoa; Chordata; Mammalia; Artiodactyla; Suidae.